This is a messenger RNA of Racocetra fulgida, 549 nucleotides long. Lineage: Eukaryota; Fungi; Glomeromycota; Glomeromycetes; Diversisporales; Gigasporaceae. The record is from the annotation of a GenBank genome assembly.
AUGGCUUUUCCUUUGGUGCAGGUCUCCUGGGUUUAUUGGCGUUUGAGAAGAUUUCCCACCAAAAGAAUAUUUGAUGCUGAACGUAAAUUUAUUGCUAAAAAUACGUUUGAACUUUUUUUCAUUCAUGCCCCAUUCUCUUUAUAUCACGCAUGGAUUUUAGUAAUCGCAGUUCUUACGGUAUACGCAACUUUUACACCUGAUAGAGCAGUUGCUUAUGAUGCAGCUGCUAUCGAAACUGUCACCAAUGAUACUACAAUUGCUAAUGCCGCUACUGUCUAUGAAAGUCCUAGCAUAUUUGUUCAAAUUUUAGUGAUUUUGGGACUUCUUUUCAUGGAGUGCACUGCAAUUGGUUAUAUUGAGAGAUUUAGAGGUGAUAUUGCUGGUGCAGCUGUAAUUGCUUGGACUUUAUAUGGUAUUUGGUAUGAGCAACAAGAUGCUGUUAUACGAUGGACCGCUUUUGUUCUUGCCUUAAUUACUACAUUCCAUAUCUGUAAACCUAUUAUUCUGAAAUAUGUUUUCAAGAAAGAUGUGGACGUUAUUAUUAUUUAA